AAGAAUAUGCGCAGGAACCUCUAGGCAACCUCGAGGUGUUUUGUUUACUGCCAUUACUAGCCUGCCUGUGGGACUGGGGUAGGUUGCUAGGCGACCAGAGAAGCUCUGUGUAUGCAAGUGUGUAGCUAUGCGUUCUCGCUAAAGACAGUCAAAUAUCCUGUAGUUAAUAACGAAAAGUCCGUCUCCCUGAAAGUUUUGUGUUUUAUGAUGUAUGUAAAUUAAUCCUGGGUUGUGUGUUUAAACAACACUCAGAAAAUGCCGGGUCCCUUUGAGUUUGAAGGCAUAAAACCUUCCCUUCGUGACGGGGCGGACCUGCAGCGGAAAAUCCAGCUACUUGAGGGAGACAGAAGUGCGUACUACGAGAGCUCGCAGUCCGCGAUUAAGAAAAACAAGGAUGUCAUUCUGCAGCUCCGACAAGAGAACAAGCGGCUGCAUAAGAAGUUGGCCGACGCCCUCACUGGGGACGAGCAGGUGAUAAAGGAUGCUUUCCAGAGCCGAGGGAUGGAGAUCGCUCCUUUCAGGAACAAGUCUGGGAAGGCGGCUCUUCAGAUCCUGGACCAGAAAGUGUGCGACAGGAUGAAGAAGCUGAACGCCCUGCGGCACAGCGCGGAGACUCGCCGGCGCCGCCUGGAGGAGCUGCAGCAGCAGUACGACAGCAUUCAGGCCCAGGCCCAGGCCCCGCAGCCAGACGCCACGCGGCGGGAGGAGGACGCACAGAACCUACGCGUGCUGGAGAAUCGGCUGGAGAAGGCCCAGCUCAAGUGCCAGGAAGCUGAACACAUCAUGCGGAGCUACUUAAAACUGAAGGCUCACCUGCAGGACGAGAGCCUGACCUUCCAGUCCCAGCUGGACCGGCUGGAGGCGGAGAUCCUGAGGCAGAGGCAGGAGCUGCAGGACCUGCAGGUGAUGAAGAACGACGCCAACCUGUCCAAGGACGUGGCCAGGGCGGAACUGCAGCGGCAGGAGGAGUUGGUGUACAAGGAGCGCAGGGAGAGGGACGGGAUCCUGGCCUGCUACAAGAAGCAGGCAGAAGAGCUGAAGGCUCACAGCGAGAGGCUGGAGAGGAGAGCCCAGCGCACAGCGAUGCACCCGGAUGAGCUGAGCAGUGAGGCCCAGCGCAGUGCCGCUGCCGUGGCUGAGGAGGACAAGGUCAUACACACCUUCGAGGAGGCCUUCCACCGCAUCAAAGAAGCCACCGGAGUCACCGACACACACGAGGUGGUGGAGAGGUUCAUCUCUCAGGGGGACACUCAGAAGCACCUGGAGAAGCUGAAGGAGGAGAACGAGCGCACGCUGGUGCAGCUGAAGGAGGAGAGAGACCAGCUGCAGGCCCAGUUCCAGGAGCUCAAGUACUCUGGGGAGGCCAAGCUGUCCAGUGGGCAGCAGAUGGUGGAGGAGUGCGAGGGCCACCUGCAGAGGGAGCAGGAGAAGCGGGACGAGGCCAGCGAGAGGCUGGAGGCGCUCACCCGCACCCUCAACGCCGUGCGCGCCGGGGUCGAUCACCUCAGCGACAAGCUGCAGCACAUCAAAAUGAAAGGGAAGCCCUCGAAAACUCAGGUGUCCCCCAGCUCGGACGAGUACGCGCUGGAGCUGCUGACGCAGUCGGAGCUGAGGCUGGCGUCUCUGGUGGACCUGCUGCAGGGCAAAGACCUGGCCGCCGUCCUGAAGGAGAUGGAGGAGGAGGAGUUCCAGACCAGCAUCGAGGGAAAGCUGCCGCAGUACAACAUGCGCAUCCAGCUGCCCGAAGCGCAGAAGCAGGGCCCGUACGACGAAGAAGAAGAGAGCGGGGACGACGAGGGUGACAUCAUCACCCGGGCCGCCCUGAAACGCCAGUCCCAGAUCAUCAUAGACUCCAAGACCAAGAGGAAGACGCGCACCAAGAAGAAGAAGGGCAAGCCCUGAGCCGCUCCCGGGACGCUCCGUGGCUGGGCGUGUGGAGGGCCUGUGUGAGGAGAGCUCAGACACGUUCCUGAUAUUUAACUAAUUACAGGCUCUGGUUCAAAUCAGGGAUUGAAACAAUUUUUGUCAGUUGUAUGUGGUGUUUGAAUUAUUUCAGGGUUUAUUUCAGCAGGUUCAGUGGGGCACCCUUUUUGAGCUGGUGAGGCAGGGGACUUACCUACAUUGUUUAGGUACGGGUCGACCUCAUGCGCAGGAUGGAGCAAGCACAAGGCAGAUGGCCCACCAAACACAUUCGGAAUGGGAGUGUUCUUGUAAGGCUUGUGCGAAUUAGUAGUGUAGCAGUGAACCUUAUUUUAUUAUCUUUUUUUCUUACAAGAAUCUUCUUCAAUUUUCUUUUGUAGAUUUGACCCCUUUAAUGAUAGAAAAGGAAGGAAGGUGAGGGGAAGGAAUUAAAAUACUGAAACAGGUAUUACGCAAUUCGGUGAAAUCCCACUCCCCUUAGGUCCGCAUAUACAGAGAUUAAAAUUGUUACGGCCAGAUUACACGGAAGAACCAAACUCACCUUUCCAUGACAUGAGCCAUUGUUAGUCUGAAGGUGCAGUCUGACAAGCCGCUUCACUUUGUAUGACAUUCUAUUCAUACCUGAAACCUUAGUGGACUGCUGUCAGUAAGGCAGAGCUUGCUGUGGCUCUCUAGAGAGCUAUUCAUAUCUCUUCCAAAUAAACGCUAAUUCAUUGAUUGUAUGGUUGAACUAUUAAUAAUCUCUCUUCUAAAUAAAAACACAUGAUUUGAUUGCA
Anguilla anguilla (European eel) is the source of this 2696-nucleotide messenger RNA. It is a transcript of the gene ccdc151, whose product is annotated as coiled-coil domain containing 151. Gene Ontology annotation, cellular component: cilium. The record is from RefSeq and is a predicted model, not a curated record. Lineage: Eukaryota; Metazoa; Chordata; Actinopteri; Anguilliformes; Anguillidae. Gene Ontology annotation, biological process: outer dynein arm assembly; cilium movement. Bases 256 to 1902 code for a protein of 548 amino acids. The transcript has 13 exons.